Messenger RNA from Phragmites australis (common reed), 1549 nucleotides. Its product is annotated as trihelix transcription factor ENAP1-like. Gene Ontology annotation, molecular function: transcription cis-regulatory region binding. The record is from RefSeq and is a predicted model, not a curated record. Bases 259 to 1179 code for a protein of 306 amino acids. The transcript has a single exon. NCBI's taxonomy places the organism in Eukaryota, Viridiplantae, Streptophyta, Magnoliopsida, Poales, Poaceae. Gene Ontology annotation, cellular component: nucleus.
CAACCCAUCGUCCGCCGCGCCGCAAGUACGCGACAAACCCCCAACCCCAAAACCACCGCCCCGCUCCGCCCGCCCACGCGGCCGCGGCGGUGAUGCCCUCCCCAGCCGGUCAUUUCACCGCGCGGCCCACGCCCGCGGCCCACCACCGCACCGCGCCUCCGCCUCCUUAUAUGACCGGUUCCCCACCUCCGCCUCCGCGUCCUCCUCCGUUCCCCAAUUCCUCCACCACCACCACCAAACCCUAGCCGCUGACCGACCAUGUCUUCCUCGUCCUCCGACGCGGCCAGGGACGACGUCGUCUCCUCCCCUGACCUCCCGCCGCUUGCCGCGCCCGUCGCGGCGGCGGCUGCGGCAGCCGCGGCGUCGGGGGGAGGAGGAGUAGGGGGCGGCUCCGGGCGGAGGCUGCCGCCGCCGUGCUGGACGCACGAGGAGACGCUGGCGCUCAUCGAGGCGUACCGCGAUAGGUGGGAGGCGCUGCGCAAGGGCAACCUGCGGGCCGCGGACUGGGACGACGUGGCCGGCGCCGUGACCGCCCGCUGCGGGAGGUUCCCCACGGCCACCCACAAGUCUGGCGUGCAGUGCCGCCACAAGAUCGAGAAGCUCCGGAAGCGGUACCGCGCCGAGCGCGCGCGGUCCGCCGGCCGCUCCAAGGGGCCCAAGUGGCCCUUCUUCGCGCUCCUCCACGACCUCGCCGGCGGCGGCGCGCCCGACCCCAGCCCCAACGCCAUCGUCAAGAUCAAGACCAAGGGACCGGCGGCCACGCCUUCCCCUGCCGUGUCCUCCCCAUCCUCCGAGGAUGCGGUGCGGAGCAGGAGCCUGCACGGGCUCAUCUCCAACGGCGGGGCCGGGAGCGGGCUGCGCUUCACCAUCCCCAAGGGCUCGCGCACGAGGCUCGCGGCGGCGAGGCCGGAGAGGAGCAGUAACGAGGACGACGCGGAGUCAGAGGCCAUGGAGGAGGUGGCCGCGGCGCUGCGGGCCGUCGGGGAGGGGUUCAUGAGGAUGGAGGAGCGCAGGCUGGAGCUGUCCGUCCAGAUGGAGAAGGAGCGGAUGGAAUCGGAGAUGAAGCGCACCCAGACGAUGCUCGACGCGCAACAGCUCGUCCUCGAGGCCUUCCUCAGCAAGCAGCAGCAGCAGCAUCACAAGAGGGCCAAGCUCUCCCCGGCCAUGGAGGAGGACUGAUCGAUCCAUCGAUGGAGUCCGGCCGCUCCGCCCUUUGUUAACUGCUGCUCCUGCUCGUGGUAGUUGUUGACUUGUCAUAUUAGCAGUAGUAAUUUCCUCCCGUUUGGAUUGGAUUGGAUUGGAUGGUAAUUAAGCAAGGGGUUUUGGGGGGCACAUCCCAGGAUGUGUAGGUGUAGGAUAUGGAUACAGAAGGGGGGUGGUUUAAUUUACAAAUGCUCAAUUGUAAUCAGUGAACUGCUGCUGCUUCUUGUGUUCUGAGCUGCUUCUUUGGUGGAAGCAACGCAGCUUGUUCAGAAGGCACGUGCUCUGGUCCUUGUGGAUUCUGCUCCUGCUCUGCUUGCUUGUUUCUUGUGUUGUUUUUAUAUUCCUA